CUCAGAACAUGGUCGUGAGCUAUUUUGUUGUUUUCUAUCAGUUUCUCCCACAUGAUUUUGGAAAGGCUGAAGAUGACAGCAUUUAAAGUACUCCUAAUUUUCGGGUUGUAUCAAGUAUCUCUUGGAGAUCAGCUGAAAAGUGACAUUGUAGGUGGACACAAUGCAGACCAGAAUCAUUGGCCUUGGAUGGUUGCCAUGUUUGUGAAAGACCAGAACCCACACAAUGCCGGAGACACCAAGGCUAACUUUAGAUGUGGAGGUUCUCUCAUUCAUCGUCAGUGGGUUCUGACUGCAGCACACUGUGUCCAGUGCCUUGAUCCAAAACUAAUCCGGGUGCAUGUUGGCAUAUAUAAGAGAGAUGACCCCAGCAAUGAAAGGGAAGUGAAAUACUUCAUUCAACAUGAGGCGUAUGCUCACGGCAUACAGAGGAAUGACAUCGCCCUCCUCAGGCUCUCUCAGCCUGUGGAAACAAACCAGCUGGUCAGCCUCUCCAAAGCCUCUGAUGUUUUCUCCUCCGACGCCAAGUGCCGUGUUGCUGGCUGGGGCAACACAAAGCAGGGUGUUCCACUGAAGAAACCAGGAAUGCUACAGGAGCUGGCAGUCCCCCUUGUCAAAACUCAGACGUGCAAAGAAUUUUACAAAGAUUCUCUGACUGUUUUUGAUGACAGCGUUUUCUGUGCUGGGUUUGGAAAAACCCAAAACCAACAAUUAUCUGGAACUUGUCAGGGAGACUCAGGGGGUCCUCUGAUGUGCACAACCAACAAUAAAAAUAGGCCCUGGGUACAGCUUGGCAUUGUAAACCAAGCAGACGGCUGUGGUGAAAAACCUACGAUUUUGGCCAGUGUUACCUACUACCGACGCUGGAUCGCCGAGAAAAUGGGGGAGGCGCAGUAGAAGAGUGGCCCCCGGACCAAUGAUGGCUUGGUGCGCAAAACUACUCCGAUUUUUCACCCCCGCUCCACGCAAAUUGUCAUUAACAUCCAUGUAAUGCAUUUCCAUAUGGCUUACGCUAAACAAUAAGCACUGUGCAUCUAUUUUUGAAAUAAAGAGCAUUUAAUAAACUUGA
This is a messenger RNA of Brienomyrus brachyistius, 1066 nucleotides long. Its product is annotated as tryptase-like. The record is from RefSeq and is a predicted model, not a curated record. Lineage: Eukaryota; Metazoa; Chordata; Actinopteri; Osteoglossiformes; Mormyridae. Gene Ontology annotation, biological process: proteolysis. Gene Ontology annotation, molecular function: serine-type endopeptidase activity. Bases 52 to 894 code for a protein of 280 amino acids. The transcript is spliced from 6 exons.